Vidua chalybeata is the source of this 3085-nucleotide messenger RNA. RefSeq names its product endonuclease domain-containing 1 protein-like. Gene Ontology annotation, molecular function: metal ion binding; hydrolase activity; nucleic acid binding. The transcript has 8 exons. Bases 1432 to 2262 code for a protein of 276 amino acids. The record is from RefSeq and is a predicted model, not a curated record. Lineage: Eukaryota; Metazoa; Chordata; Aves; Passeriformes; Viduidae.
AGCGGACGGAGGGCAAGCGGGCACCGACGGGGCUCGCAGCCCCCCGGGGGUACCGGCGGGUCCGGCGGCGGCGGACGUGAAAGUCCCCUUUAAGUUUCCAUAGAGAGGCCUCCGGGUGUCACAUGAUGGACAUGAUAUAACGAAACAACAUCGUGGGGAGGGACGGAGGGAAGCAGUGGGGGAGCCCGGGGAGGCGUCGGGGGAGGUGGCGGUGCCCCCCGACCCGCCCGCCCCGGCUGCACCUGUCUCGGCGCGCCGGGAGCGCGGUGUCCGCCCCGCUGAUGGGGCUGCGGGCGGCACCUUCCCCCGGGGAGGAGGAGAAGGAGGAGGAGAAGGAGGCGAGACGGUGGCGGAGGUAAGUUACCGGCGGGACCGGGGCGGGGGGCGCGGGGUGCGGGCGCGGUGUGUGCGCGGAAGGGUUGCGGGGUGCGUGUGUGCGGGGUGUCCGCGCUCUCCCCGCGGAGCGCCGGGCGUGUGCGCGCCCUCCCGCCCUCCAUGUCCGCAUUCCAGCUCAUGUUGCGCAGAUAAAAUUCAAACUUGAGGUAAACACAAGCGGCGGGGGGGGGGCGGACGGGGAACUGGGGGGGAGGGAGGUUCGCUCCAUCCCGGCUCCAUCCCGGCUCCUGCCGCCCCCUCCCCGCCGCUCCUCCCGCUCCGCACCCGCGGAGCCCCCGCGCACCUGGGGGAGCGCCGGCAUCGCGGUGCUUCCACCGGGGAGGGAGAACCAAGCGUCCCUUUCUCCGCACCCCCGGUAGGAGCCGGCGGGUCGGGGACGGGGGGGGGGACGCAGCGCGGCAGGUUUUCUGUGACUGUUCCACGUCCUCCUGCUGCUGCUGCAGCCAACGUGGAUCCGAAUGCCGUGGCUACAAAGGCUUCUCACUGUCUCAUGCUGGGUCCCUCAAAUCCAGGAGCUACUUGGCAGUUUCCAAGGCAACCACCUGUGGAAUAAUUAAAAAGGAUGAAGUGUUAGCGUGCCACAUAUAAGGAAUUCUCGCCUGGAGAAAGCGUUUCACUUUCUUCCGUCUUGAAGAAUCAAAACGUGCUUCUGCCAGCAAAGUUAAGGUCCUGGUCUUGUUGAAUCCACACUGACUUCGCUGGAAAUAUCUCUUUGGAAAAAAAAGAAAAAGGAACGGUGGCUGAGUGGCACAAGUGAACCAGGACGACGCAAAAUAAAGUCAAAGAGGAAUGCUCAUUUUCCUAUUUUAAGAGUCUGAACCAGGAUUCUGGAAGUGUGUCCUCCUCCUGGCUCUCUGAGUGAAAUUCCAUGUUUAUGACAACAGGCAGAUUUAUGACCAGGUAUAUAUUGCACUGGGACUCCUGAGGAAUCAGCCAAGUGUUUCUUCAGGGAGAAGAAGAAAGGAACUCUUCAGCUGCCUGUUCUGAGACACUGCUUCAAGGAGAGCAAGAGCCCCUCACUGAAAUCCUCCCACGAUGCUGUGGCUGCUGCUGCUGCAGGUGUUGGCCAGCUGCCUCUGGCUGGGACACGGCGAGGUGGUGAAGUCCUUUGAAACUUCAUGUCCUCAGUUUUUUUUCCGGGAGAUCCCCCCAAAUGAAGCUCUGGAGCCACGGAACCCAACCUGGAUCUGCCAGCGCUACAAGAACCAGUAUUACUUUGCCACCCUGUACGACAGGAAGAUGCGUAUUCCUGUCUACUCUGCUUACAUCUACCAGCCUGGACCUGGCAAAAGACCUAAAACAUGGCUGGUUGAGCCCCAGCUGAUUGGCCCAACUUUUCCCAAAACUAUGGAAAAAGAGUGGACACUCUUAAAUCAAUACAAUGUCACCUUAGAGAAACUCAGCCAGAGCCAGGCUAUCCUUCAUGACUACAAGAACCUGACGGGUUUGAACCGGGGCCAUUUGAACCCCAAUGGCCACCACGACGACUACAGCAGCAGGAUGGCUACCUUCACCCUCACCAACAUAGUGCCCCAGGAUGAGAAACUCAAUGGCGGCGCCUGGAACAACUACGAGCAGCAAACUAUGAUCAGGAGGACCCAGGGCUGUAAAAUCACCUAUGCCAUUGUGGGUGCUGUGCCUGGGAACAACUACAUCGCCAAGGGGAGGGUUAAUAAACCCAGCCACCUCUGGUCAGCUGCCUGCUGUGUGGUGGACAACAACCACAUAAAGGCUUGGGCGGUCAUCGCUGAGAAUGACAAGAACCAGGUUGAGCUCCUCACCCUGGGGGAGCUGGAGGACACGUUAACUGAGCUGUAUGGGAGGGGACAGGUUUCCCUGUUUGACAGUGACUGUCCCCGGGAAUAAGCCUCACAUCCUGGGUGGAAUGGGGUCAGGAGCUUUUGCCACAUGUCAUAGAAUCACAGAAUGGUUUGGGUUUGAAGGAAUUUCAAAGACCAUCCAUGUAGUCUCAGCUCCUGAGCCAUGGGCAGAGACACCUUCCACUAUCCUUGGUGGCUCCAAGCCCUGUCCAACCUGGCUUUGAACACUUCCAGGGAUGGAGCAGCCACAACUUCUCUAGACAACCUAUGCCAGGGCCUCACCACCCUCACAGUAAAGAAUUUCUUCUUAACAUCUAAUGUAACCCCACCUGCUUUCAGUUUAAAGCCAUUCCCUCUUGUCCUGUCACUCCAUACCCUUGUCCAAAGUCCCUCUCUUCUUUGAAAGCCUUUAGACACUGGAAGGGGUCCAUGUUGUCCUUAGAGCCUUCUUUUCUCCAGGCUCCCUCAACCUCAGCUCUCUCACCCUCUUUCUGGAGCAGAUGUGCUCCAGCUCUUGGAGGAAGUCUGUGGCCUCCUGUGGACUCCACUCCAACAGCUUUGUCUCCUUCUCUUCUGUUGUGGAUCCCAGAGCUGGAGGUAGCACUGCAGGUGGGGUCUCACCAGAAUAGAAUAGAGAGGGACAAAUGGACUGUAGAAGGGAACAAGACAACCCAAGCCUCCCAAAGGCCUCUGAUUCAUUUCCAGGAAGGUCUGAGAGAGCAGACUUCACAUGAUACCUAAUUUCCAUUAGGAAGUGAGAAACCUGUCUUCAGUACAUUCUGCCACCUGCUUAUAGAGUAGUUUAGGGACUAACAUAACAAUUUCCAUGCCAAGUGUGUAAUUUACUAAUAAAACCUUGUGGAAUUUUA